UAUUUUCUAGUAAAUAAUCAGGCGUUUUAUUUUCUAGUAAAUCGAUCCUAAUUGAAUAUCGAAAAAUCGGAUAAUUAUUUUUUUUUUCUAGUUUAAAUUGGACCGGAGGACAUCGUCCUUUUUUUUUGCUGCAGAGAUGAAUCACUUUGUGUGCCUGCUGGCCACAGCUUUUUACCUCUGCCUGCAGCUGCAGGUGGAUGCCGGGUCUCACCUGAGUAUGAUUGAACAGACAGUGAUUGCAGCAAAGGCCGAGGUGGACUCCGCUUACAGCUACUCCCGCAGAGUGUCACUGGAGCGCGUCAGGAGGAACAGUGUUAGCCCUUCAGAUAUCCUCCGGAUACAGAAGCAGCCCGCAGGUCAUUCACGUGUCGCCGUGCGUUCAGCAGACUACAUGGAACACGCGGUGAAAAUGAUCCAGAGCAACCUCGCAAGACGCAGUAAGCGUUCGGUCAACGCAACAGAUCUGCUCUCUGAGGAGGAUCUGGAGUUCAUCGCUAAACUGACCGGCUGCUCUGCGCGCACACGUCCGCCCUCCUGCAAGACGACUCCCAACCUAGACGAGUAUCGCACUGCACCCAGCGUCUGCAACAACAGGAAAAACACACGAUGGGGAUCCUCCAACAUCCCUUUCGCCCGCUGGCUGGAUGCUGAGUACCAGGAUGAUACGUCUCUGCCUAAAGGCUGGGACCCUGCAGUAAAAGUCAACAAGAAUUUUCUCCCCCUGGUGAGAGAAGUGUCCAACCAGAUUAUGAAAACAAAAACCUCUGACUUGAAGGACGAUCCCCUCUUCACUCACCUGCUGACCAUCUUCGGUCAGUGGACGGACCACGAUCUGACUUUCACUCCUCACUCUCCUGUCAUCCGCUCCUUCAGUGAUGGCAUCGACUGUGACAAGACCUGUGAGCGCACAGAGCCCUGCUUCCCCAUCGAGAUUCCCAAGAAUGACCCCCGCCUCUACUCUCAACCAGAUCAGUGCAUGACCUUCUUCCGCUCGGCAGCAGCUUGUGGUUCUGGCAACACCGGGCACAUGUUUGGUGCGAGCACUGUCCGCCAGCAGAUGAACACUCUGACAUCUUUCAUCGAUGCAGGUCAGGUGUACGGUUCAGACGACACCAAAGCUCAAUUCCUCCGGGACCUCAGUACAGACGAGGGGCUGUUGAGGGUCAACACAGAGUUCACUGAUAACGACAGAGAGCUCCUUCCCUUCAGCAGCAUGACCAGUAACAUGUGUGCUACCCGUGCUAAAAUCACCAACCAAAACGACACAGAGGAGGUGCCGUGCUUUCUCUCAGGUGACGAGCGCUCCAACGAGAACAUCGGUCUGUCGUCUUUGCACACACUUUUCAUGCGCGAGCACAACCGCCUGGCUCGUGCUUUGGCCAAACUCAAUCCUCACUGGAACGGAGAGAGACUCUACCAGGAGGCACGCAAGAUCAUGGGCGCAUACUUCCAGGUGAUCAUGUACCGAGACUACUUAUUCCACAUUGUCGGCCCGGACGUGAUGGCCAAGCAGCUAUCCACCUACCCUGGUUAUGAUGAAGAUGUUGACCCCAGCGUCUCCAAUGUGUUCGCCACUGCUGCUUACAGAUUUGGCCAUCUGAUGGUUCAGCCCUUCAUGUUUCGUCUCAACGAGACAUAUGAGGAGCAUCCUGAGUACCCCAGCCCGCUGCUGCACAAAGCGUUCUUCACUCCAUGGAGGAUUACACACGAAGGUGGCUUGGACCCAUUCAUAAGAGGUCUGGUGGGCCGGACGGCAAAGCUGAACAUGCCGAAUUCAAGGAUGCACGAUGAGCUAAGGGAUCUGCUGUUUAAGUUCUCCGAACGGAUGGCUCUAGACCUUGCCGCUCUCAACAUGCAGAGAGGAAGAGACCACGGUCUCCCUGGCUACAACGCCUGGAGGAAGUUUUGUGGGCUGUCCCAACCAAAGAAUCUUGCCGAACUGACUAAAGUUAUGGGAAACCUUGAGCUGGCAAAGAAACUCCUGAAGCUCUACGGCACGGCCGACAACAUCGACGUGUGGCUCGCGGGUGUGGCCGAGCCAUUGGUGGAUAACGGGAAAGUGGGACCCCUGUUCGCCUGCCUGAUCGCCACACAGUUCCAAAAGAUCCGCCAAGGAGACCGGCUGUGGUGGGAGAACGAGAAUGUCUUCACUGAAGCUCAGAGGUAUUCCCUGAGGGAUACGUCGCUCGCUCGGAUUAUUUGUGACAACACGGGGAUCGAAGAAGUGCCAGAACAGCCUUUCCAGUAUCGGCCUCGAGGGAAAGGUUACACCCUGUGUAAGAACAUACCUGAUUUUGACCUCACCCCGUGGAUUGAGAAUGAACAACGCCCACAUGGUACAGGAAAAACAGGCCCCCCAGGACCUCCUGGCCCCAGAGGCCUUCCAGGUCCCCCAGGCCCUCCUGGACCCCCUGGUGACGCACAUCACGUGGCUUUCUCUGUGAGGUUGGGCAACGACCACCCCCAGUCCGGAUUUCCCAUCCCCUUCCGUGAUGUCAUCUACAACGGCCAGGGCAGUUACGACCUAAAGACUGGAUACUUCACCUGCGACCAAUCAGGCGUCUAUCAGUUCACGUUCUCCUGCACCAUCAACAACAUUGCCGCAACCGUGGAUCUCCUGCGCAACGGAAAACCCUUCUACCACUCCUUCACCACCUUCCAGAGGGGUUACUCGACAGCCAGUGGCACGGUGUACGUGAAGCUUGUGAAGGGGGACAAGGUGUGUCUGAUGGCCGAGCAGGGUUCUAACGGUAUGACUGCCGACAGCUACUUCUCAGGGAACUUCUUGUUCGAUGAGUAAGUGACUUAACACAGCAAGACAUGCUCCUGACCUCUCUUUAGUUUAAUCUUCACCUCUGAAAAGCUGAAUAAACACAUCGGCCCCUCCCCCACAUCCAAAGCUAUUUAUUUAAGUCCCACAUGAAUUGGGUGCAUAUUAUUUAUGUUUUGAAAACUAAAGCACUUCAGGAUUUGUGCAAUAAUUGAAUGACUCCAUUUAGGAUAUGAAGUAGGACAUGAAGACACCGAGGCCGGGCUUCUGUUCAAAACAAUCGCUUUUUAAAGUCCUCAUGAAACCGGAACCUCCAAAGUAUCCUACCGCCUUGUCGUUAUGUAUUUCCAACUGAAGCAGGGUAGAACCAAUCACAAGAUAAUGACGUUGGGAUCGACAAAGCUUUUUAAUUGGUCAUAAAAUGAGUGCAGCAUGAGUCAUUAGACAUUUAAAUUUGGUUUACUCAGGUUAAAAACUCAGAUAAUACUUUGUUGAAAUUUAUUUGGCUAUUUUUAUUUGUGUUUUUUUCUUUUCAUGAGGACUUUAAACAAGCAGGAGCCCCCCCCCCCCACACACACACACACUAUUUCUAAUGAACAUUGCUGAAAAAAAGCACAAAUGUAAAAUACUUCCAUUUUUGGGAGGUAUCGAAGCUUUAUAUUUAAUGAAGGAGUGUUCAACCUGCAACAGAAGCCUGAAAGAAGAGCAUAGUUUCCUCUACCUGUCUACUUAAAACAAUGUGAACAUUUUUGAAUUGUGAAUCUUAUUGUCUUUUGAAUGAAUCAUUUUAUUGUCUUUUUUCUGCACACUGUGCAAAACAGUUCAGCAUUUACAGCCUAACUGUCCAGCAAAUGAAUAUCUACUAUCAUGAAGUCUUGAAACAAGCUGCAUUUGUGAGAGAUCUGAUUCUUAAUUUUAUUGAUUAUUUAAAAUAAAAAAUAAAAAACA
This is a messenger RNA of Labrus bergylta (ballan wrasse), 3718 nucleotides long. RefSeq names its product eosinophil peroxidase. Gene Ontology annotation, molecular function: peroxidase activity; heme binding; protein binding. The record is from RefSeq and is a predicted model, not a curated record. NCBI's taxonomy places the organism in Eukaryota, Metazoa, Chordata, Actinopteri, Labriformes, Labridae. Gene Ontology annotation, biological process: response to oxidative stress.